Messenger RNA from Stylophora pistillata, 2460 nucleotides. RefSeq lists its product as uncharacterized. NCBI's taxonomy places the organism in Eukaryota, Metazoa, Cnidaria, Anthozoa, Scleractinia, Pocilloporidae. The record is from RefSeq and is a predicted model, not a curated record.
ACACAUUGACAAAAACCGACAUUGGGGUUUGUUGUUUGCAGAUAUACUACAAGAAACAUGGACGAUUUAGCGAGAUGUGGCUUCGUUUUAUUGAUUUUUUGGCUUGUGAUGUCUUCAAAAGAAUCCUAUGCUAGCAGUAACUGUACUGAACAUUGGUUGACAGCAUGUCAGAGUCAGUUCAAUGAGAACAACUUAAAGAUCUGCCAGAAAAUUCUGGAAUUGCGGUCUUGUCUCAAUGCUUGUGAAAAUGACAUUUGGCCGAGCCAUGCAGCGAUAAAAGUCCAGUAUGAAUCACUUAUAAAGAAAGUUAAUUCUUUUCCUGACUGUCUACCACCAGGCAAAGUCAUCAAUUUGCCGAGAAGUGAAGAAUCUGCGGAUGUGCAUUAGUGAACUGAAAGGAUGUGAUGUCAUGAAGAAGCACCCUAAAUUUGUUUUGUCCAUGGACAUACUUGAAAAACAUAGGAAAUGCUUCUUUGUCAAUUAUUCCAGGAUAUUGGAGGUCCUCAAGAAAAAAGAUAAUGCUCCGAAACCAGUUAUUGUUAUUCCCAAAGUUGUGAAAACUCCCAAAACAGUCAAGAGGAUUAACGUGACAAUUAAACCCUCGGCUAGUGAAUCAGAACCACAAAGUGAACAUCUUCCAUAUACUUUUGUUGUUGUUGCAACGGUGUGUACAUGCAUGUUUCUAGUGGUACUUGUUGUGUUCAGCAUUGUACGGCAUACAACACUCUCAAAACGUCAAAGAAACUCAAUAGUGGUACGAGCACCACCAAGAAUACAUAUCAGAACACAAAAUCGCAGAUACAGAACAAGACGGCACCACCAUCAUCGCCAUCAUAGAGGACAUGUUGUUAUCCAGGGUGCACGGCAGACUGUCUCUGGAUUCUUUGAGGGGAAAGUUGCCCCUCCUCCAUACAGUGCUGUGCUAGAUGAUAAUGAAAGCGUUAGAGCUGGUGACCCACCUCCUCCAUAUCGACCACCCUCUUGUAUGGCACUAGGUGUCAUUGUUUAGCUUUCAUUGGAACACAUUCGACAUGUUAUUCCACAAGAAUGGCCAUGUCUAUCACCAUUGUGAGGGUCAGAUAAAUUUUGCUUCAGAAAUUGAACAUAAUGCUUUCGAGCAUCACCCCUGAAAACAUGGUAUUAUGCUGAAAUUUAUGUUCAAGUUAAUAAUUCAAAAUACUAGUUUUUAAAAGCCCCCCCCCCCCCAAACGCUCCUUCCUGCACUCCUCAUUCCCACAACCAAGAGGUAACACUUGCUAAGAAUGAAAGGCAUACCAAAGUUCACAACAUGACACUAAGUGGAACAAAUUCCCAUACUGCAAGCAAGAAAAGCAGGCCAUUGUUGACAGUGCUCAGGCAACAAAAUCUAUCUCCAGUUAAAUGAAACAUCAAGACAACAUUUAUGAAGUUAAGUCAUUAUGCCGCGAUAAUGCUCUAUGCCCUGACUGUUGCAUCAUAUGCAAAAUUAUGCCAACAUGACAUAUCUGACCCAAGCUAAUUUGAGAUGCCUUUAAUAUUUUCACUUCCCUUAGACUUCGGUGGUGUUGAGUUUCUGGCCAGCCAGCCUUUAGUACAUAGGAGUAUAGGACGAAAGUUUUGAAUCACAAAUAAGUGGGGACUUUUUCGACUACAACACAAGCAAAAACAUUGGCUGACAUGCAUUGACACAGAUUGGACGCGCAUUGGUGUCUUAAGUAAGGAUCCUGUCAAACAAAGGAAUUUUCCAAUGUGAUCGGCAUCUUGGUGCCUUUGCUUAUGUUGGCACCUGCAUGUGUUGUAUCUGAGCAACUGUGUACCUACCCCUUCCCUGACCAAGCAACAGUCAACCAAUAGUGUCAGUAAGGGGAGGGGUGGGUGUGUAAUUGCUCAGAUACUGAUAUUGAUCAAACAGUGUUAGUAUCUUAGCAACUGUGCACUUACCCCCAACCUAACCUAAUAGCAGUCAACUGAUAAUGUUUGUACAGGGGAGGGGUAGGUGUGCAGCAGUGUAAAUAUCUGAGCAACUGUGCACUUACCCCUCCCCUAAUCUAACAGCAGUCAACUGAUAAUGUUUGUACAGGGGAGGGGUGGGUGUGCAGCUCCUUAGAUACUGAUAUUGUACCUGAAAAUCAGUUGCAAAGGAAAAAAAAUUUUAUAUGUAAAGUGUAUAUAAAGACAGUUUUAAUGAAAUAUACGAGAGAUCUAUUUUACUUGUAUUUACCUAAUAUCAAGGUGACUAAAAUAUUCAGUUUUUUUGAUAAAAGCAAAUGAAUUAGAAUAUACGCAUGAAGUUAGGAAAUGUUGAUUUUUGAUGGAAAGAUUGGGUUUGACUAUUUCAUUUCUGCAAAAAUAAUAAGGUAAGUUAAAGAACAGAUGACAAUUUUACACUUUUAAGCCAUGUUAUGAACAGACAACUCCAGUUGUAGACAGAGAAAUCAAUCUAGAAAUACUUCAUUAAAAAAAAAAAAAAACUUUCAUUCA